This is a messenger RNA of Rhincodon typus (whale shark), 8658 nucleotides long. It is a transcript of the gene nipblb, whose product is annotated as NIPBL cohesin loading factor b. The record is from RefSeq and is a predicted model, not a curated record. Gene Ontology annotation, cellular component: Scc2-Scc4 cohesin loading complex. NCBI's taxonomy places the organism in Eukaryota, Metazoa, Chordata, Chondrichthyes, Orectolobiformes, Rhincodontidae. Gene Ontology annotation, biological process: establishment of protein localization to chromatin; replication-born double-strand break repair via sister chromatid exchange; brain development. The transcript is spliced from 46 exons. Bases 177 to 8024 code for a protein of 2615 amino acids. Gene Ontology annotation, molecular function: chromatin binding.
UUUUGUUUAUGCAGCUUCAAGUAGACUCUUCCACGAUGCAGUAAUGACCAGGUUCCUUUUUCUACUUCCUGUAAGAAUCAUAAAUUUCUGCUGCAUCUGGGAGAUGUGAAGUGAGACUGGCUGGGAACUAGACUGAAGUAUCUGUGUGUAGACACGAUAAUUUCUACACCUUCAGGAUGAAUGGGGAUAUGCCUCAUGUUCCCAUCACCACACUUGCUGGGAUUGCUAGCCUCACUGAUUUAUUGAAUCAGCUUCCACUUCCCUCCCCGCUGCCUGCUACCACAACGAAAAGCUUGCUGUUUGGAGGGAGAAUUGCUGAAGAUGUAAAUUGCCUCAUGGGUUGUAGGGAUGAGAGUCUUGUCUCACAGCUAGUACACAGCCUCAGCCAAGUCUCCACCGAUCAUAUAGAACUGAAGGAUAAUCUUGGUAGCGAUGACCCAGAGGGUGAUAUUCCAGUCCUCCUGCAAGCUGUUUUGGCUAGAAACCCCAAUGUCUUCAGGGAGAAAAGCAUGCAGAAUCGAUAUGGGGUUCAGAGUGGUAUCAUGCAACAACAGAUCAUCCAACACCAACAAUACAAACUACCCCAGAAUUCCAUACAUGGGAGCCCUGCAUCCUCCACUUUUCAGCAGUCCACAAUCUCGCACAGUCCUUCCAGUCGAUUUGUACCACCUCAGUCAAGUUCAGCCAACAGAUAUAUGACUCAGCAGAACAGUCCUGCGCCUAGUCCGUAUGCUCCCCAGAGUCCUCCAGGUUACAUCCAAUAUCCACAACACCCUCCAAGCUAUACACAACAUCAACAGAUACAACAAGAGUUGCAUGGUUCCCCUCUGGUAUCAGGUCCUACGUAUUCUGGGAGUCCUCAGAGACCUGUGCAACCCUGUUUGAUAGUCCAGACUCAGCCUUCUCCUCAGCAGCAACAGUCAACCUCCACGCUAGCUUCUGUAUCAAGCCCUAUGAUUCCCAGUGGCAUGCGGAAUAUUCAUGAUAGUAAAGUGGCAAGUCAGAUGUCGGGCUCCUCAUCUAAUCACCAUUCAGAUAAUUCAAGACAUGGAUCGAAUGAGGACUAUAUACACAUGGUGCAUCGGCUUGGAUCAGAGUUACUGUCCUUUUCAAGUCUGGCAGGAAGCACACCAUUGGAAUGUGAGAUUGCAUCCAGGCCGCCUCUGAUCUUGCAGUCGCCGCCUCCUUACACCUCUCCCAGAGAUGCCCCACCUGAUAUUCUGCUCGACUCCCCAGACAGGAUGGGAAGCAAGAAGAAAACUAAAAAGGCUAAGCUCACCAAGGAGGAAAAAGAACAGGCAGAUAAGACUGCUAUGUAUGACAUUGUCAGCUCUCCAUCUAAAGACUGUACAAAACUCACUUUGAGGCUGACUCGGGUUCGAGAUCAGCAGGAUGACAUGCUCCCAAACAUGGACAGCAGUACAGAAAAUGAGGCAGAAUUGAACAAUAUACAGUUCCCAGAACAGACUGCAAAACAGCCAGGGACUCAUAAUGAUAUCCAUGGCUCAAUGAAUGUUUCUGCUCAAUGUGUGCCUCAACAGGAGCAGGCCUUCCUUCAAGCGCAGCAGGGCACUGCCUUACAACAGAACAAUGCAAUUGGAACAGUGAAAACAGCACAGACACAGCCACAGCCACUACAGCAACAAUCACAACAGACAAUGACACCAUACGAUGAGGUAGAGUUGGAUGCUUUAGCAGAAAUUGAACGGAUAGAACGAGAGUCUGCCAUGGAGAGAGAGAGAUGUUCCAAGGAGGUACAGGAUAAAGACAAACCCUUAAAGAAACGGAAACAAGACUCAUUUCCUCAAGAGACUGCUGGAGGAGGUGGGGGUGGUGCGAAUAGACCAGCGCUUUUGGUCAGUAUUGAUCUACAACAUGCAGGAAGAACUGAUGGACAGGCAGCCCCUCCUUUAGAUUCAGAAAAUGUGAAAAAGUCUUUGGAGUUAGUACGGCAGAGUACUGAAGUGUCAUUAACGCGGCAAGAUGAUACUUUGGGGGUAUUAAAGCCUAAGCCAGAAAAUCACCCAGAUAUUUCCAGGAGAAAAUCUGAAAAUGAAGGGCAAAAAGACACCAGCAGGCCUGAUGUGAUCAAACCAAGACCAGAAACUCCAAAACAGAAAAGUGAGAUCCGGCCUGAGACACCGAAGGGAAAACAUGACAACAGGCGAGAUGUGGCUAAAUCAACUCCAGAAAAGAGACUUGAAAUAUCUAAACACAAGCAUGAGGGCAAAUCUGAACAUACAAGAAUGAAAGCUGAGAGUCGAUCAGAAACGCCAAAGCCACGCCAUGAGGGACGACAGAGUUCAGACAUUCCCAAAGAUAAGCGAGAGCUAAAUCAGGAAACCCAGAAACAGAAGUCAGAUGAGAAAAAUGAUUCUGAGCGAGGAAAACUAGAUGCAUCAAAAGUCAGGAGACCAGAUACCCCAAAAUUAAUAAAAAAUGAGUCUGAUUGCAAACCACCUCGAAAUGAGACUCCUAAAAAUAACCAGACAGACUGUUCAAAAUCAGUGAAAAUAGAAAAAAAAGCACGUUCCGAUUCAGGGGAUCGAGGAGAUCGUGGUGACCGAAGUGAGCGACGUUCACCAGAAGAACACCGGUUGCGGUCAGAAAGCCCAAGGGUCAAACAGGAUAACAGGGAGUCUGGAAAAAUAAAGUCUGAAAUGAAAGAUCGAACUGCAUUGAAACAGAGUAGAAGAUCAGACGUUCCAGCAGGAUCAUUGAGCAGUAAGGAUAGGGAUGAGCGAAGAUCGGAGGGGAGCAAAGUGAAACCAGAGACACUCAACACACUUUCUGAUAAAGAAAAGUUCCCAAGCUAUCUACUGGGGGGAGGAAGGUCCAAUGCACUAAAAAACUUUGUAAUUCCAAAAAUUAAACGAGAUAAAGAUGGUAAUGUUUGUAAUGAGCAGAAGGAAUUGAGAAAGUCAGUGGAUAAAAAUGAAUUAAAGUUGAAAGUGGAAAAGAUGGAUCUAGUGGAGGACCUGAAGAAAGUAAUCAAACCUGUUGUGGUUCUUCAUAAGUUGCCCUUUGAUGAAGUGCAGAAAUUUAUCAAGGACAACGAAGACAAAAAUGCAUCAAGAAGUUCCAGCAAAUCUAAGAGUCGAUUGCCCUCCAAGCCAAGUAAAGGUGGUAUUGACCAAUCGGUGUUGAAGGAGCUGCCCCCUGAUCUCCUUGCUGAGAUAGAAUCUACAAUGCCACUUUGUGAACGUGUCAAAAUGAACAAACGGAAGCGCAGUACAGUGAAGGAAAAGCCAAACUAUGCAGAAAUCAGCUCAGAUGAGGGUGAUAAUGACAGUGACUUUGAAUCUUCCAGGAAGAGGCACAAGAAGGAUAGAGGAAUGGAUAAAGCCUGGGAAUGUGAAGAACGUGACCGUCGGAUUCUAAAUGAAAUCCGAAGAAGCAGCUAUUCUAUUGAAGGCAGACGUAGCUCAGGAAGCAGAUAUCGGGAGUGCAGCCCUGGAUCAGAGGAGGAUUCCCCCCCUCCCAGUCUUAUUGAUAUUGCCAAAAAGAUGAGAAAAAGAGAAAAACAAAAGAAGAGGAAAGCAUAUGAGCCUAAACUUACUCCUGAAGAAAUGAUGGAUUCGUCAACAUUCAAACGAUUCACAGCUACAGUGGAAAACAUCUUGGAAAACCUGGAGGAUAUGGAUUUUACUACAUUAGGUGAAGAUGAUGAGUUACCUCAGGAGUUGUUGUUAGGCAAACAACAGCUCAACGAAUUGAGCAGCGAAUCUGCCAAGAUCAAAGCUAUGGGCAUCAUGGACCGGCUUCCAACAGACAAGAUGGUGAAGGUGCUAAGUAUUUUGGAAAAGAACAUACAGGAUGGGGCCAAGCUUUCCACUUUGUUCAACCAUGUUUCAUCCAUGGGAAUUACACCUUUCUUUGUGGAAAAUGUUAGUGAAUUGCAGCUGUGCGGCAUCAAGUUGGUGACGGCUGUGUUCUCAAGGUAUGAAAAGCACAGACAGUUGAUAUUGGAAGAGAUGUUUGCCUCACUUGCAAAACUCCCAACAAGUAAGAGGAGUCUAAGAAAUUUCAGGUUAAACAGCAGCGACAUGGAUGGAGAGCCACUCUUUAUUCAGAUGGUGACUGCCUUAGUUUUGCAGCUGAUUCAAUGUGUUGUACAUCUUCCAACCACAGAGAAAGAUUCCAACACUGUUGAUGACGAUGGAGACAAGAAGGUUGAUCAAGAUGUCUUAAUUACCAACUCAUAUGAAACAGCAAUGAGAACGGCCCAGAACUUUCUAUCAGUCUUCCUCAAAAAGUGUGGAAGUAAGCAAGGAGAAGAAGACUACAGACCACUCUUUGAGAACUUCGUUCAAGAUCUCCUUUCCACAGUUAACAAACCAGAGUGGCCAGCAGCAGAAUUGUUGCUAAGUCUCUUGGGAAGAUUACUGGUUCACCAGUUCAGUAACAAGUCGACAGAGAUGGCUCUCCGAGUAGCUUCUCUUGAUUACCUGGGAACCGUGGCAGCACGGCUGAGGAAAGAUGCUGUAUCCUGCAAAAUGGACCGGGAGUCAAUUGAUCGGAUACUCAAACAGGUUUCAGGGAUAGAAGAUGAAGUUCAGCAGCUGCAGAAAGCAUUGCUGGAUUACCUGGAUGAGAAUACAGAGACUGACCCCUCGCUAAUGUUCGCUAGGAAGUUUUACAUUGCACAGUGGUUUCGUGACACUACAAUGGAGACAGAAAAGGCAAUGAAGUCACAGAAUCAGAAAGAUGACGAUUCCUCAGAUGGAGCACAACAUGCUAAGGAGGUAGAAUCUACAGGCGAGAUCAUGCAAAGAGCAGAAAAACGCAAGAAGUUUCUUCGCUCUGUCAUCAAAACUGCCCCAGCUCAAUUUAGCACGCUGAGAAUGACCUCUGCUAAUGUAGAUUAUGAAGAUGCCUGUCUGAUUGUCCGGUACUUGGCCUCCAUGAGGCCGUUUGCACAGAGUUUUGAUAUUUAUUUGACACAGAUUCUGCGUGUACUAGGAGAAAGUGCGAUCGCUGUACGAACAAAGGCUAUGAAGUGUCUAUCUGAGGUAGUUGCUGUGGAUCCCAGCAUUCUUGCAAGGUUGGACAUGCAACGCGGGGUCCACGGGCGCCUGAUGGAUAAUUCCACAAGUGUGCGUGAAGCGGCUGUGGAGUUACUAGGUCGCUUUGUGCUGAGCCGACCUCAACUCACUGAGCAGUAUUACGACAUGUUGAUCGAGAGGAUAUUGGACACUGGUAUCAGUGUGAGAAAGAGAGUUAUCAAGAUUCUACGUGACAUCUGCAUUGAGCAACCAACCUUCUCUAAAGUGACUGAGAUGUGUGUGCGAAUGAUUCGUAGAGUCAAUGAUGAAGAGGGCAUUAAGAAACUGGUGAAUGAAACAUUCCAGAAACUCUGGUUCACUCCCACUCCUUCUCACGAUGCUGAAGGGAUGACACGGAAAAUCCUAAAUGUCACAGAUGUGGUCGCUGCUUGCAGGGACACUGGGUACGAUUGGUUUGAGCAGCUUCUUCAGAAUUUGUUGAAAUCUGAGGAAGAUGCUUCAUACAAACCCGUGAAGAAGGCCUGUGUGCAAAUAGUGGAUAAUCUGGUGGAACACAUUCUGAAAUAUGAAGAAUCCCUUGCAGAUUCAGAUAGUAAAGGCAUGAAUACCAACUGUCUUGUGGCUUGUUUAAUUACGUUAUACCUGUUCAGCAAAAUCCAGCCUCAUCUCAUGGUGAAACAUGCAAUGACUCUUCAGCCGUACCUUACCACAAAGUGCAAUACACAAAGCGACUUCCUCGUCAUCUGCAAUGUGGCAAAGAUUUUGGAACUGGUUGUUCCAUUGAUGGAGCAUCCAAGUGAGACCUUCUUGGCCACAAUAGAGGAAGAUCUCAUGAAACUUAUCCUUAAGCAUGGAAUGACGGUUGUUCAACACUGUGUGAGCUGUCUGGGAGCUGUAGUCAACAGAGUAACUCACAACUUUAAAUUUGUGUGGGCCUGUUUUAAUAGGUAUUAUGGUGCUCUAACAAAACUGAAGGCGCAACACCAGGAGGAUUCCAGCAACACUGCUCUCGUUGGCAAUAAACCUGCCCUUCUUCGCUCCCUUUUUACUGUUGGUGCAUUGUGCCGUAACUUUGACUUUGAUCAGGAGGAGUUUAAAGGCAACACUAAGGUGGUUAUCAAAGAGAAGGUGCUGGAACUUUUGCUGUACUUCACAAAACAUGAAGAUGAGGAAGUUCAGACCAAAGCAAUCAUAGGGUUGGGUUUUGUAUUCAUACAGCAUCCAGAUCUGAUGUUUGAACAAGACGUAAAGAAUUUGUACAACAAUAUUCUUCGAGACAAAGAAGCCUCAAUUGGCCUGAAAAUCCAGGUACUGAAGAAUCUUCAGACAUACCUGCAGGAGGAAGACUGUCGGAUGCAACAAGCUGAUAAAGAUUGGAAGAAGGUGUCAAAACAGGAAGAUCUAAAGGAGAUGGGUGAUAUUUCCUCAGGGAUGAGCAGUUCCAUCAUGCAGCUCUACCUCAAACAGGUUCUGGAAGCUUUUUUCCACACGCACUCUCCUGUGCGCCACUUUGCACUUAAUGUUAUUGCUCUGACGCUAAACCAGGGAUUGGUCCACCCUGUCCAAUGUGUGCCAUAUUUGAUUGCCAUUGGAACAGACCCAGAAUCAGCAAUGCGCAACAAAUCAGAUCAACAGCUGGUGGAAAUAGAUAAAAAGUACACAGGAUUUGUACAUAUGAAAGCAGUAGCAGGGAUGAAGAUGUCUUACCAGCUUCAACAGUCCAUCCAGUCUGAGAUAAGAGAGUUAAUCCGUGGGUUUAGGCAGGAAGAGAAUGUGACAGCUUUGUGUUCACAUCUCUACAGCAUGAUAAGAGGAAACCGACAACAUCGACGUGCAUUCCUUAUCGCCUUACUCAACCUGUUUGAUGACAGUGCGAAAACUGAGGUGAACCUGCUUCUUUACAUAGCGGACAACUUGGCCUGCUUCCCUUUCCAGACGCAAGAGGAGCCUCUGUUUAUUAUGCACCACAUUGACAUUACGCUUUCAGUUUCUGGAAGUAAUCUGCUGCAGUCGUUCAGGGAGUCUCUAUUGAAAGACACACAGCCGAAGGAAAGGAAAUGCUCGAGCUCUGGGGACAGUGAUAGUGAGGAUGAGAUGCAGCGGCCUCGCAAGUCUAGGAAACGUAUCAACUCUGAUUCAAGUGAUGAUGAGGAUGAUGAUCUGGAAGAUGUGCUCGCUCGAUUGCCUGCAGACUCGACCCCUCUUGUGGAGUUUGUGAAUGCUUCUCAGGGAAUCCUAUUGCUGUUGGUCCUGAAACAACACCUGAAGAACUUGUAUGGCUUCUCGGAUAGUAAAAUCCAAAAAUAUUCUCCUUCUGAAUCUGCGAAAGUGUAUGACAAGGCAGUAAACAGGAAAUCAGGAGUGCACUUUAACCCCAGGCAAACACUGGAUUUCCUGAGAAAUGGAGUAGGACAUGCAGAAAUAACAGAAACAGUGAAGAGAAAUAUCGUCAAACAGUACUUGGAUUUCAAAACGCUGAUGGAACACUUGGAUCCAGAUGAAGAAGAUGAAGAUGGUGAAGUGUCUGCUAGCACUGCAGCCCGUAAUAAGGCAAUCAAUGCACUUCUUGGAGGAAGCAGCCCAAAAAACAAUGCAGAAACCGAUGAUGAGGAGAGUGAUGGAGAGGAGCGAGCAGGUGGAGGCAUUGCAGGGGCAACCAGAAGAUCUAAACGAUUGUCUGAGCCAGGGGAUCUUGGAGCUCAGCUGCAUGAAGCUGUGGAAGUAAUGGAUGUGAUUGCCAUCUGCUGCCCUAAAUAUAAAGACCGGCCACAGAUUGCGAGAGUUGUGGAAAAGACCAGCAGUGGUUUCAGUGUUCAUUGGAUGGCCGGUUCAUAUAGUGGCUCUUGGACAGAGGCUAAACGCAGAGAGGGCCGCAAACUGGUGCCUUGGGUUGACAGUAUCAAAGAGUCGGACAUCAUUUACAAGAAAAUUGCUCUGACAAGUGCAAAUAAGCUGACUAACAAAGUUGUUCAGACUUUACGAUCGCUGUAUGCAGCAAAGGAAGGAUCUUCCUGCUAACACAACUAAAACUGCAGCCAAAUUCACAGCAGUGAGAAUAAACUUGGGGCUAAAAGACCAUAUUCUGACAACACUUAUAAAAUGAAUGGUUUCACAGUCUGCAGAACUCUACUAGGAUUCAGACAAGGAGACAAACGAGAAGAAAGAGCAAUUGUCAGAUACCAUUUUCUUGUGGGAGCUUCCUUCGCUGUUGUACAGCCGAACCUUCUUGAUUGAUUUUAACUCCCACUGUAUUAUAGUUUAACAAAACAAAAAAUUGUUUAUAUCUUGGAAAAAGAAUUCUGUUUAAAAAUAAAAGUUAAGUGAAUGUUGGAAUUUAGUCUGUUAAUGUUCUUAAUAAAGUGUUCUUGGAGUUUAACCUAGCAGCAAUGGCUUUCUUUAGUGUAGCAGAAGUUCCAGAGAGAAGUUAUUUUACAGGAUGUACAAUGCCAGACUGUGCUGGAUAUAAUUUAUUCUAAUGAAAGCAUGCAGUAUCUGUGACCUACAUGGGAGAUUUUAUUUGAUUUUUUUUGUUUUGUAAAUGUAGAUUUAAAUGUAUUAGGGUCACUCUGGCAAAACAAGAAAAAAAGGGAUCCCCAGCCAAAACAAACUGGCGGAACAAAUACUGCAAUAAAUUUUUUACCUCUCUUUGUUA